AUGGUUGUUAUUCUGUCUAAAUUCACUCUUUGUAAGCCCGAAGAGCUGAAAGAAGAUUCCUCACCGGACGCAGAGCAGAAGGAUGAAGCUGAAACCACCGAGCAGCCCGACACUAUGGGUAAAGAAAAGACAGAUGAUGGCCCCAAACCAGCCAAUGGGACGGCAGACGGCAGCUCCAAAAGCCAAUCAGGCUCCAACAAAAAGGACUUGUGUGUGUGUGUGUGUGUGUGUGUGUGUCAGUGUAUCGAGAGCGUUGUCGGGGGAGACGACUACAGCCAGAGUCAGGUGAACAAAUGGACGGCCAGCAUCGUGGAGCGCUGCCUCACGCAGCUGGUCAAACAGGGGAAACCGUACAAGUACAUCGUGACGUGUGCUGUGAUGCAGAAAACGGGAGCGGGCCUCCACACAGCCAACUCCUGCUACUGGGACACCGCCAUGGACGGAAGCUGCACAGUGAGAUGGGAAAACCGCACCAUGUACUGUGUGGUCAGUGUGUUUGCGGUGGCUAUCGCAUAGGACACACGCACAUCGAUGACCACCACUACCACCAUCCGAAGAGUGCAGUGGGGUCCCGUGAACAGCAGGGGGCCACCAAGUGCCACAGAGUCCUCACCCUGGAAGCUUUCAGCUCUGAGGAAAAGCUGCAGGAAACAAUACGGCUUCUUGUUUUCGCUCUUUAGAUGCAUGUACACAUCAUCGUCUUAAUGUAUUUAUCUUCUCGUGUCACUGCAGUGCUUUAAUAAUGUCGUAUUUCUCACUCACUGAGGCCUGACGGCACGCAGCAGCUGAUUCAGUCACACAUUCUACGGGAUUCUUCUUCUGUUUUCUGAUGUUCAUUAUGUGUAUCACGCCAACAAGAGAAAGCGGGGGUUUUGUACUCGGAGCUGCAGGUAAAUAAACGUGAAGAGAUUUAUGAACAUUGCGAGGCCUUCUUGAUUUUAAGACGUGCUAGAAAGCUUAACAUCUGUGAAGAAAAGUAAAUUGUGUAAUGGAAGAAUGGCCAAGAAAACACUGUUUGCCGAAAAAGAAUCCUAUUAAGUCUGUAUGAUUGGUUCAAAUAAUUAAUAAAAAUACAGACAGAGAAUUGUAUAAUCUGCUCUAAAUUCAUCCAAAUCAUUCUUUUUACACACACUUCUUGCAGUUAGGGACUUCACUGUUCGGGAUAAUUGUACAGUUUUAAAUAUAAUACGAAACAUCUAUAAAAUAUGUAAGUCAGUUUACUAAAUGAUGGAAAAGGACUCCCUUGAGGGAAAGCUACCCGGCAGUGUAUAAAGUAAUAAAAAUGUGCACCACUUUCACCAGCUGCAACAUUAAAGUGAUGAACACAA
This is a messenger RNA of Morone saxatilis (striped sea-bass), 1328 nucleotides long. RefSeq names its product dynein light chain Tctex-type 1-like. Lineage: Eukaryota; Metazoa; Chordata; Actinopteri; Moronidae. Bases 1 to 516 code for a protein of 171 amino acids. Gene Ontology annotation, biological process: microtubule-based movement. Gene Ontology annotation, molecular function: dynein intermediate chain binding. The record is from RefSeq and is a predicted model, not a curated record. Gene Ontology annotation, cellular component: kinetochore; cytoplasmic dynein complex; cytoplasm. The transcript has 7 exons.